AUGAGCACGACUGGAGCAUGCAUGGUAAGUCAAGAUUUCGGCAUUGUCGCCGAUAUGCAACCAUAUUCUAAGAGUCCAAGCUUUGUAGAACUCAGCAUGUCAAAUGCGUUUGGAGCGAGACCGCCGCGGAUAGCCGCCGAACUUGUCUUCGGUGCGCUUCAGCCAACAAGGUUUGCGAAAUUUGUCAUUUCCAACUCAAACUUGGGUUCCUUGUUCACGAAGAUAUUUGUGGACGAAACAUCUGAUGUUGAAGCCCACUACCUAUCGGAUUCGGAGAACCUAGGAACCCGUACUGAUGAUGGCUCGUUUCCAUCGUAUGAUAGACCAGUCAGCGAUGAUGGUUCCGAUCUGCCUCUGGAAAGUCGCAUCGAGGUAGUGGAGAUUGGCCGGGGUAUGAAAGAUGCUGCAAUGAGUCAAGACUUUCGUCGCACCUACGAUCCAAUUCCAUAUGGUUCGACACUGGGAUUGGCCAGUGUGGAAUCAGUCCCCUACCCCUUGACAGAAAACUAUGAAGUUCGAUUGAUGCAAUAUUACAUAACUUAUAUGUGCACCUGGUUCGAUCUCUGCGAUUCUAGUCGUCAUUUCGCCAACAUCGUGCCUCCUCGAGCAGCAUCUUGUCCAACCCUUCUCAACGCCAUAUUUGCUCUCUCAUCCCGCCAUCUCAGCCUUGUCGGAUCCUACGAUCCUUACGCCUCUGACCGAUACCAUCAAGCAUGUCUAAAGCGCCUGUCAACCAUCUCAAGCGAUCCUUCAGCUCUCAACGACGAUGACUUACUCGCAGCCACGAUCCUUCUUCGAACGCUAGAAGAACUCGAUGUUCCUCUCAUCGGCACAGAUCACGAAGGCCAUCUGCUAGGAAUACAGCUCUUUAUGAAUACUUGUAAAUCUACGACACCGAGUAGUCUGCGCUUGGCUUCUUUCUGGAUUGGGAUGCGACAAGAAGUGACAAUGAGCUUCGCCAGUCAAAGACCGGUCAAGAUCAGGCUCGAUCACGAGUUUAUGGAUCGGUCGCUUUCGCCGGCUGAUGAUGAUACCUGGGCGAAUCGGAUUGUCCUCCAUAGCGCAGAUGUGAUAAACUACUGUUUUGGAAAUACUGGUCCAAACAGACUUCGAUACCAAGAACUCGUCGAUUAUAACCAAGCCUUGGGUGAAGCUUUUCCGCAUAUUGUCUACUUAAAUAAUGCAGUUGUUAUUGGCCAAGUGCAUGGCUUCUUCGCACGUAUCCUCCUUAUGUGCCACGAUGAUCGCGCACCACGAAUCGGACCAGCUGCCCAACUAGCUCAGAAGGAAAUAGAUAACGAUAUACGGUCACAAGUCCGAGAACUUUGCGGAAUAGCCCUGUCAAAUCCAUCCACCAGACCAGCCAUGUUCACAGCUUGUAUGGGGGUCACAGCAUGUGGAGGACGAUUUAUUGAGAAACAAGAUCAGAUGGCGCUAUUGGACAUUUUGAUCUUGACGGAAAAGACCCACAAUUGGCCCACGGCGUCAGCACAGUCGCAUUUGAAGAGGGCCUGGGGAUGGGAGGAUUCGACAUUACCUGGAGACUACCAUUACAAUGACGUAUAG
Molecule: messenger RNA, 1566 nt
Organism: Fusarium venenatum
Lineage: Eukaryota; Fungi; Ascomycota; Sordariomycetes; Hypocreales; Nectriaceae
Source: RefSeq, a predicted model, not a curated record